GUUGGUUGUGAAACUCUAACAGCGCGUAACACGGUUAGCCGAUUAUGAGGUGAUUCAACAAAAUACCCUGCAUACUCCUUAAGGAUACUAUUUUGUCAAACCUUUAAAUAUUUUAUUAUUCAUGUAUUUUAAUUUGUGUAACACAAAAUAUGGGAAAUCAUACAGUUAAUGAAGUCACCAACUUUUUUGAACGUGGCAGUGAUGUCGAAGAUGAUAUAAACACUUUAGCAUCUACUAAUACACAUAUUACGGAGAAUAAUCAAUCCGUCUUGGUAUCUUCUACAUCGGACACAUUUUUAGUUCCUCCUUUGCCUCCGCAUAAUCUAGGACAUGAUAAAUCAUUAUCCUCUUCAUCCAUUUCAACACCUAAUGUGGACAAUAUCAACACAAAACGACAUACUGAUUCUGUGAUGCUUCGAAGUGAUCAUAAAGAGUCUUCUCAGGUAAUCACUUCAGCCAUUGAUGGACAGGUGAAAUCUAUCAAUGAAAUGUUAUCCUACUUUUCUAAAUUAGUCAAAGCUGAAAAAACUGUUCAACAGGCUCUGUCCGAUUUACUUGAUGAUCAAAUGGAAUCAUCCGCUGUUGGCGGUGUUGGUGGUGGUGGCCAGCGUUCGAAUACCACCACUAUGCGUAAUUUAUUUAAAGCAAAUUAUUCUCGUGGACGUCGUCGUCGUUUAACCAUGAAUAUCUUGAACAAAAAUUUAUCUAAUUCAUCUACUGAUAGUGAAUUAAAUAAACUUUUACAAAAUCUUGUCAUUUCAACAAAUCAUCAAGCACGUAUGUAUUCAACACGUGCAUUAUUUCAUAAAUUAAUCACUGCUGGACAAUUAGAUAGUUUAAAUAAUUGUGAACAAUGUUUGAGACGAACUUAUCUAGAAUGUGAAGAAGAAUUGAAAUCACAAGCACGUCAGUAUAUGUUAAGCUUAAAAGCAUAUGAAAAGAAAUACUUUAAAUAUAUUGGUCAAUUGUCAAAUAUACAAUCAAAAUUAACAAAUUUAUGUGAUAAGCGUUUAAUUAAUAAUCGUAAAGUUAUCGACAGUCUAAUGAAUAAUUUGGAAUAUUCUACUAAAAAAUUGCAUUUAUUACAUAACGAAUAUUGUUUGGCAUUGAUCACUGCCAAUCAUUAUCAACAAUGGCUAUAUACACAUUUACGACCAUGUCUACUUAAAGGUGUUGAACGUACUAUGCAAUUGGCCUCGGAAGUUGUCUGGCAUCUUCUAGUUUUUGGUGGUGAAAAUAUAAAUCAUUUUCAAUCGAAUUGGCUUAAAGAAUUUCAAUCUGAAUUAGAUUUAACAAGCUUAUUAGAACAAAAUGGAGUACAAUUUCCUGGACCUGUAUAUCAUACCUUCAAUCAAGCAUUAAAUAAUAAUACAACAAUAAAUGGAAAUCUUUCUCCUAGUUCUUUAAUUGUUAAUGAUUUAACUGGACAAUCAUUAAUUGAAUUAACACAAUUGCAUAAAAAUAAGGAAUUAUUGCAUAGAGAAACCGUUAAUCAAAUGACUAAAGAAUGUUUACAAUGGGAAGAAGCAUUAUCUCAAUGGCGUGCUGUGUUUGCUAAUCCAGGUCCUAAUCCAUGGUCAUCAAAUUUAUUCAAUAUACAUUCAUCUAGUGUUUCACCAAUAGUUAACACUCCACAAGAUAAUAAUUCAAAUGGAUUUCAUAAUGUAGAUAAUUCAAAUCAUUUAGCGUUGCCUGAUAUCCAAGAUCUUUGGCAUGAUGAUCGAGCUCGACCUGUUAAUCUUUGUGAAGUAUCAUUUCGUUUAGCAAUUUGUGAAUUUGAAUUAUGUUUUGCUAAUUGUCUUGCUGAUUCAGAAGCUCAAUUAGUUAAUGUAUUAACUGAUGCUCAAUGUCGUUUGAAUUGGCUUUCAUUAAAAUUACUUACAAAUGAUCCAACUACAGGUUAUCCAAAUACACCAGCUACAUUUUUACGUGAUCCUUGUGAUGUUACUACUAAUAAUACCACUAAUGGGAAUAAUGAUAAUAAUAAUAAUAAUAAUAACGAUAUAGAUAUGCAAAAUGGGACUGAUGAUAAUUGCAGUCAAGCUUUGAAUGGUCAUGAUAAUUCAAUUCCCAUUUGUAAUCUAAGCGAUUCAUAUUCUACUGAUCUUCCUAAAUUAUUAACUGAACCAAUAUCCAAUUCACCAUUUGCAUUAUCUUUAUCUAAUACAUCUGAUAUGUCAUCUAGUAUAGAACAACAACUACAAUUACAACAACAACAACAACGUCCAGAACGCAAUCGUCUUUGGCAAAGUGUUAGACAAUCUAUGUCAAAAUUUCGUUCUCAUUUUAUUCGUAAUAAUAAUAUUCGUUCAUCGACAAGUUCUAUACCAAAUACACGUACAUAUCAAUGUCGUCUUCGUGAAACGAUUAUCACUACUAUACCAAUAUUAAAUACUGUAAAUGAUAAUAAUAAUAAUAAUAAUAAUAAUAAUAAUAAUAAUAAUCAGUCGUUACAUAAUCCAACUAUGAAUGGAUUAAAUAAUCAAAACUCUUUAGGUAUGGAUACUCCAUUUUAUCAUCAAAAUAAAAAAUUCAAUCAACAAAAUCAUAUACAAUCUAAUCGUGAAUCACAAGAUUCAACAUCCAUUUUAACCAGCUUUCCUAUAGUGAAUGAGUGUGAUGUGGAUAUCAACAAGGAACCGUGGUUUCAUGGUGUUUUGCCUAGAGCAGAGGUGGAACGUCUUUUACAGAAUCAAGGGGAUUUCCUUGUUCGACAAACAAGUAAACGUUCCAGUGGGCGUGAUACCUUAGCCCAUUGGAAUGGAACUAAUGGGGAUUCAAUCAAUGGUAAUCAUAACGAAACAGUAUUAAAUAAAGAUCAUAAUAUUGAUGGGACUGUUUUACGUAUGGUUUUAUCUGUCUUUUGGCAUGGUCAUAGACAUUUUAUUGUAUAUGGUGGACCAGAUUCAGGUGAAGGUUGGCAUUUAGAAGAUGGUCAUUUCUCUACAAUAAGGGAACUAAUUGAAUAUCAUAUGAAAACUCAAACUCCCGUGACAGCUAAAUCAGGUGCAUGUCUUAUUACACCAAUUUCAAGACCUGAUUGGGAACUAGACAAUCGUGAUGUACAACUACUACAAAAAAUUGGUCAGGGUAAUUUCGGUGAUGUUUACCGAGGUGUAUAUAAUGGAAAUGAAGUUGCAGUGAAAACUUGUCGUGUCGAUAUGACAGCAUCAGAUUUACGUAGAAAAUUUCUCCAAGGUGAAACAACUGCUUUAAAUUUCAAUCAUCCAAAUAUUGUCAAAUUAGUUGGUAUUGCAGUUCAAUCUUAUCCAAUUAUGAUUGUGAUGGAGUAUGUUCCAGGUGGUUCUCUUUUAAAUCAUUUACGUAAAUCAAAAAAUGCAUUGCCUGUUAUGAAACUACUUCAAAUGAGUUUAGAUGCUGCUAAUGGAAUGAUGUAUUUAGAAGCGAAAAAUUGUAUUCAUCGUGAUUUAGCAGCAAGAAAUUGUUUAAUUUCUGAUGAUGGUCAAUUAAAAAUAGCUGAUUUUGGCAUGUCGAGAGAAGAGCAUAUAUAUGAAUUAAGUGAUAAACGAGGUCAAAUCCCAAUUAAAUGGACAGCUCCUGAAGCACUUCGAACUGGUCGUUACACUAUUAAAUGUGAUGUAUGGUCAUAUGGUGUACUUUUAUGGGAAAUAUUUACUUUUGGUGAUGUUCCUUAUCGAAAUUGGUCUAAUCAACAAACAAGGGAUAUGAUUGAAUCAGGUUACAGAUUACCUGCACCUGAUUUAAUGCCAGUUUGGUUACGUACAUUAAUGAAUCAUUGUUGGCAUGAUGAACCAAUGAAUCGACCAAGUUUUAUAAAAAUUUCUAAUGAAAUUCAAAUUCCUAAUGUGAAUUCAUUUACACCAAAUUUAAAUAGAUCUAUAGAUCAUUCUAAACAUUGUCAAUUGAAAAUAUCUAAUCAUGAAAAUAAUACAUCAACAAUUCCAUUACAUUUAUCAAUUCCUAUUAAAGAUAGACGAACUAGAGAAGAUUAAUAUGGGGAUAUAUCUUGUUACCUAUGCAACAGACAUGCAAUUUUAUACAUAUAUACAGAGAUUGAUAGGUUUAUAUGGAUACUGAUCUGUCUUGUUACUAUGCCGCUAUACAUACAUACAUACAUACAUAC
Messenger RNA from Schistosoma bovis, 4105 nucleotides. The record is from the annotation of a GenBank genome assembly. Lineage: Eukaryota; Metazoa; Platyhelminthes; Trematoda; Strigeidida; Schistosomatidae.